This is a messenger RNA of Guyanagaster necrorhizus, 774 nucleotides long. RefSeq lists its product as uncharacterized. The transcript has 5 exons. The coding region runs from base 1 to 774 and encodes 257 amino acids. NCBI's taxonomy places the organism in Eukaryota, Fungi, Basidiomycota, Agaricomycetes, Agaricales, Physalacriaceae. The record is from RefSeq and is a predicted model, not a curated record.
AUGACAAUACUGGACAAUAACGACCAAGACCUCAUGCAACUAUGGCAGAUUAUCACUGAACUGAGCGAGCAGCUUAACCAAAAUAGGAGUCUUUCGGUGUCGUUGUAUGCACAGGCAGGGAACGUCAAGAGCCAGGCCGUUCACACACAAUCAGGAUUUGUGCUGCGUAGGUUCAACCUUGAUAAGAGCCAAGACGAAUAUGACACCGAGCUGGAACGAAUGAACACUGUGAUGAGCGCUGAAAACCAAAGUCUGCAGUACGACAACAAGCAACUGAAUACUCUCAUAAAGGAGUAUGAGCAAACGUUGGAGACAGUGAUGAGCAACUUUCGUAAUCGUGCUAAAGACGUCCAAGAACGCGAGCUGUCUCUGAUACGUGAAUACGAGACAAGGCUUCUAGCUCUCGAAGAAGACAACGCCGCCAGGGACCUAUCAACCAGUACCGCCACAUCAGAAGCCAUCACGCGUCUUUCCACGAUAAUGCGCCAGGUUCUCCGGUCUCUUGAGGGCGAAGAUGUGGAACAUCCCUCGAAGGAUCAGGCAGUGGCAUCGGCAUCGGCGCAUGCCUUGGAGAGGGAGAUCGAACUUGCGCGUUUGGAGAAGGAGAAUGAGGAGUUGAAGAGGAUGAUGGGGCUCUUGCCAUUGCAGGCGAGGAUGGAGGGGUACGAUUCGAAGACGCUUUUCGAACCGGGAAAGUCGCGUCCGGUCGGUAUUUCCCCUGGAUCAUCUGUGGGUCCCUUUGGCACGUUCAAGCGGAAUCGUCCUGUGGUGUAG